Molecule: messenger RNA, 873 nt
Organism: Sparassis crispa
Lineage: Eukaryota; Fungi; Basidiomycota; Agaricomycetes; Polyporales; Sparassidaceae
Exons: 5
Coding region: 1-873 (290 amino acids)
Source: RefSeq, a predicted model, not a curated record
AUGGCGAAACGAAAGCUCGCGCACCGGCGCUCUAUUGCAAACCUCGGGAACCAUGCAAAAAAAAGAGUGUGCCAAAGACAGGAUAGUGAAAAGGAAAACAAAGAAAAUGAACCACCUUCCGAACUUCUCGCCCAGACCGCAGAUAGUUGCGGGGAUACAUCACCUGCAGAUAAGCAGUGCACGACAUCACACAGUGUCAGCGCCAGGGCAAUACCACCGAGCGCCGGCACUGGCAUGCAUGGGCCACUUGCAUUGGAACUCUCUGGCCACGAAGGUGUUGUGGAACAAUAUCAGAUUCAAAAUGCAGAGGACACUAUGACUGUACCUGAUAAUGCCAGUGCAUUCCCUACAUCCAAAUCACAUCCCUACAUACCUCCACCCACCAUUGAAGAUGCAAAUUCUGCUUUAAGCGACAUACUGGCAUUGCUCCGGCCACGGCGGAAAAAUGGAAAGGGAACAAAGCCAUUUGAUGGUGAUGAUUUCCUUCAUCGGCGCAUGGAGCAGAUGAGAAUGUUGCUGUGGUUCUAUGUGCUUCGCGCGCCACGAAUCGCGCACGUUGACUUUAUGACAGGCCCAUACUCGGCGCAACGGUUAUGUCGUGGCGUUGAGCACAAGGUCUACGGCUUAGUGCCUACUGCGAGCGCGGCUAAGGAGAUCUGUAGAAGGGAUCACCGACUGGAUGAACAGAAUGAGUUCAUCCGUGCAACGGCCACACCCUCCUUCCCAGAGGCAGGGAAUUCGGCAGCCGGGCGGUUCCUGCACAACGGCCGGAUGUCCUGCCUGCGAGAUAGAGGUGGCGUGCGCGGUGAAAGCAUGUUCAAACUGGGAGUGAUCUCCUGGUGGGAGAGGAACGACACUGUGAUAGUAUUGUGA